Molecule: messenger RNA, 5545 nt
Organism: Panthera uncia (snow leopard)
Lineage: Eukaryota; Metazoa; Chordata; Mammalia; Carnivora; Felidae
Gene: CDC42BPG
Product: CDC42 binding protein kinase gamma
Exons: 36
Coding region: 170-4909 (1579 amino acids)
Biological process (GO): actomyosin structure organization; peptidyl-threonine phosphorylation
Cellular component (GO): cytoplasm; cytoskeleton
Molecular function (GO): ATP binding; protein serine/threonine kinase activity
Source: RefSeq, a predicted model, not a curated record
GGCGCGCAGGAGGCCGCAAAGGAAGGUGACAGCGGGGAGGGCGGGAGGGGUGGGGGGAGGCCGCGCUAACGACCCGCGGACGGACGGACGGACGGACGGACGGACGGACCGACGGGCCGGCAUGCGGGCGGCCCGGCUCUAGCCCGGGUGCGGGGCUCCGGCUGCAGCUAUGGAGCGGCGGCUGCGCGCGCUGGAGCAGCUGGCGCGGGGUGAGGCCGGCGGUGGCCCCGGGCUCGACGGCCUCCUGGAUCUGCUGCUGGGGCUGCACCACGAGCUCAGCAGCGCCCCCCUCCGGCGGGAGCGCAACGUGGCGCAGUUCCUGAGCUGGGCCGGCCCCUUCGUAACGAAGGUGAAAGAGCUGAGGCUACAGAGAGAUGACUUUGAGAUCUUGAAGGUGAUCGGCCGAGGGGCCUUCGGGGAGGUCGCCGUGGUGAGGCAGAGGGACAGUGGGCAGAUUUUUGCCAUGAAGAUGCUGCACAAGUGGGAGAUGCUGAAGAGGGCCGAGACUGCCUGUUUCCGGGAAGAGCGGGACGUUCUGGUGAAGGGGGACAGCCGCUGGGUGACCACUCUGCAUUAUGCCUUCCAAGAUGAGGAAUACCUGUACCUGGUGAUGGACUACUAUGCCGGUGGGGACCUCCUCACUCUUUUGAGCCGCUUUGAGGACCGCCUUCCGCCCGAGCUGGCCCAGUUCUACCUGGCUGAGAUGGUGCUGGCCAUCCACUCUCUGCACCAGCUGGGCUACGUGCACAGGGAUGUCAAGCCGGACAAUGUCCUGUUGGACAUGAACGGGCACAUCCGCUUGGCUGACUUCGGCUCCUGUCUACGUCUCAACAACAAUGGCAUGGUGGAUUCGUCAGUGGCAGUAGGGACACCAGACUACAUCUCCCCCGAGAUCCUGCAAGCCAUGGAGGAGGGCAAGGGCCACUAUGGCCCACAGUGCGACUGGUGGUCACUGGGAGUCUGUGCCUAUGAGCUGCUCUUCGGGGAGACGCCCUUCUAUGCUGAAUCCCUGGUGGAAACCUACGGCAAGAUCAUGAACCAUGAGGACCACCUGCAGUUUCCCGCGGAUGCACCUGACGUGCCGGCCAGCGCCCAAGACCUGAUCCGCCAAUUGCUGUGCCGCCAGGAGGAGCGCCUGGGCCGCGGGGGGCUGGAUGACUUCCGGAACCACCCCUUCUUUGAAGGCGUGGACUGGGAGCGGCUGGCAACCAGCACUGCCCCCUACAUCCCUGAGCUUCGCGGGCCUGUGGACACCUCCAACUUCGAUGUGGACGAUGACACUCUCAACCAUCCAGGGACCCUGCCCCCACCCUCCCACGGGGCCUUCUCGGGCCACCACCUGCCAUUUGUGGGUUUCACCUACACUUCGGGCAGUCCGGGCCCUGAGAGCAGCUCUGAGCAGCUGCCUGCCCUAGAGCGGAAGCUCCGUUGUCUGGAGCAGGAGAAGACGGAGCUGAGCCGGAAGCUCCAAGAGGCCCUGCAGGUGUCCUCAGACCAUCGGGAGCUGGAGCGGCUACAGAAGGAAGUGCAGACUCUGCGGCACAGGCUGUCAGAGACGCCGAGGGGCAGCAAGGCUUCCUUAUCCCAGACGGACGGUGGUAGCCCAGGCCGGGACUCGGACCUACGGCGGGAGAGAGACCGGCUCCUCCGGGAGCUGGCCGAGGCUCAGGCAGGGCUGCAGGCCCAGGCAGGGGAACUAUGCAGAGCCCAGGAGCGGCAGGAGGAGCUGCUCCAGAGGCUGCGGGAGGCCCAGGAGAGAGAGGCAGCCACGGCCAGCCAGACCCAGGCUCUGAGCUCCCGGCUGGAGGAAGCCCAGGAUACCAGCAGGAGGCUGCAGGCCCAGGUGGCCACCCUGUGCCGGGAGGUGACACAGCUCCAGAGACAGCGGGAGCGAAGCAUUGAGAAGGAAUCUUUGAGGGUCAAGACCAUCCACGCCGCCUCUGAGACCAACGGCACGGGGCUGCCCGAGGGCGGGCCUCAGGAAGCGCAGCUGAGGAAGGAGGUGGCCGCCCUGCGUGUGCAGCUGGAGCAGGCCCGUGGCCACGGGCUGAGUGGGAAGGAGGAGGCCCUGUGCCGGCUCCAAGAAGAGAACCAGCGGCUGAGCCUGGAGCAGGAGCGGCUGGUAGAGGAGCUGGAGAGGGAGCAGCAGAGCAAGCAGCAGCUGGAGGGUGAACGGAGGCAGACGGAGAGCAACUGGGAGGCCCAGAUUGCCGACAUCCUCAGCUGGGUGAACGAUGAGAAGGUCUCAAGAGGCUACCUGCAGGCCCUGGCCACCAAGAUGGCCGAGGAGCUGGAGUCCCUGCGGAACGUGGGCACCCAGACGCCCCCCACCCGGCCGCUGGACCACCAGUGGAAGGCACGGCGGCUACAGAAGAUGGAGGCCUCGGCCAGGCUGGAGCUGCAGUCGGCGCUGGAGGCCGAGAUCCGGGCCAAGCAGAGCCUGCAGGAGCAGCUGACGCAGGUGCAGGAGGCCCAGCGGCAGGCCGACAGCCGUCUGCAGGAGGCCGAGCAGCAGAGCCGGGGCCUGCGGCAGGAGCUGGCCGCGCUGCGGGAAGAACUGCAGGCCCGUGGGCCGGCGGACACUAAGCCCUCAAAUUCCCUGAUUCCCUUCCUGUCCCUCCGGAGCUCAGAGAAGGAUUCCACCAAGGAUCCUGGCAUCUCAGGAGAGGCCCUGAGGCCCGGUAUGGAGCCCGAGCUGAAGCCAGAGGGCCGCCGCAGCCUGCGUCUGGGGGCUGUGUUCCCCAGAGCGCCCGCUGCUGUCACCACCCCUACAGAAGUUCCUCCCGCAAAGCCCGGCUCACACUCACUGCGGCCCCGGAGCUUCCCAUCCCCCACCAAGUGUCUCCGCUGCACCUCGCUGAUGCUGGGCCUGGGCCGCCAGGGCCUGGGCUGUGACGCCUGUGGUUACUUCUGUCACUCGGCCUGUGCCCCCCAGGCCCCGCCCUGCCCCGUGCCCCCUGACCUCCUCCGCACGGCCCUGGGAGUGCACCCCGAAACGGGCACAGGCACGGCCUACGAGGGCUUCCUGUCGGUGAGCUGGGGCUGGGGAGGGGGAGGCUGGCGUGGGCGGGCCGAGAGCCCGGCAGGCCCCCCCCCAUGCCUGCCUUUCCCACAGGUGCCACGGCCCUCGGGGGUCCGGCGGGGCUGGCAGCGGGUGUUCGCCGCCCUCAGUGACUCCCGCCUGCUGCUGUUUGACGCCCCUGAUCCACGGCUCAGCCCGGCCAGCGGGGCCCUCCUACAGGCGCUGGAUCUGAGGGACCCUCAGUUCUCAGCCACCCCCGUCCUGGCCUCUGAUGUUAUUCAUGCCCAGUCCCGGGACCUGCCACGCAUCUUUAGGGUGACGGCCUCCCAGCUGACGGUGCCCCCUGCCAUGUGCAACGUGUUGCUGCUGGCAGAGAGUGAGGCUGAGCGGGAGCGCUGGCUGCAGGUGCUGGGCGAGCUGCAGCGGCUGCUUCUGGACACGCGGCCAAGGCCUCGGCCUGUGUACACGCUCAAGGAAGCCUAUGACAACGGGCUGCCCCUGCUGCCCCACACGCUCUGCGCCGCCAUCAUCGACCAGGAACGGCUUGCUCUGGGCACCGAGGAGGGGCUGUUUGUGAUCCACCUGCACAGCAACGACAUCUUCCAGGUGGGCGAGUGCCGGCGGGUUCAGCGGCUGGCCGUGAGCCCCACCGCGGGCCUUCUGGUUGUGCUGUGCGGCCGUGGCCCCAGCGUGCGCCUCUUCGCCCUUGCCAAGCUGGAGAGCGCGGAGGUGGCGGGUGCCAAGAUCCCCGAGUCUCGAGGCUGCCAGGUGCUGGCAGCCGGGUGCAUCCUGCAGGCCCGCACGCCCGUGCUCUGCGUAGCCGUCAAGCGCCAGGUGCUCUGCUACCAGCUGGGCCCGGGCCCGGGGCCCUGGCAGCGCCGCAUCCGUGAGCUUCAGGCACCGGCACCCGUGCAGAGCCUGGGGCUGCUGGGCGACCGGCUGUGCGUGGGAGCAGCCGGGACCUUCGCACUCUACCCGCUGCUCAACGAGGCCGCUCCCUUGGCCCUAGGGGCCAGUCUGGUGCCCGAGGAGCUGUCACCAUCCCGCGGGGGCCUGGGCGAGGCGCUGGGCGCCGUGGAGCUCAGCCUUAGUGAGUUCCUGCUGCUGUUCGCCACGGCCGGGGUCUACGUGGACAGCGCCGGCCGCAAGUCCCGCGUCCCUGAGUUGCUGUGGCCGGCGGUGCCCACGGGCUGGGGUUAUGCAGCCCCCUACCUGACAGUGUUCAGCGAGAAUUCCAUCGACGUGUUUGACGUAAGGAAAGCAGAAUGGGUCCAGACGGUGCCACUCAAGAAGGUGCGACCCCUAAACCCAGAGGGCUCCCUGUUCCUCUUUGGCACGGAGAAGGUCCGCCUGACCUACCUCAGGAACCGGCUGGCAGAGAAGGACGAGUUCGACAUCCCCGACCUCACUGACAACAGCCGGCGCCAGCUGUUCCGCACCAAGAGCAAGCGCCACUUCUUCUUCCGCGUGUCGGAGGAGCAGCGGCAGCAGCGGCGCAGGGAGUUGCUGAAGGACCCCUUUGUGCGCUCCAAGCUCAUCUCGCCGCCCUCCAACUUCAACCACCUGGUGCACGUGGGCCCCACGGACGGGAAGCCCGGCGCCAGGGAUCUGCCCCCGCAGGCUCCAGGAGGGAAGGGCCGAGGUACCCGCGGCUCCGGCCCGCAGCGUCCCCACAGCUUCUCGGAGGCCUCGAGGCGGCCAGCCUCCGUGGGCAGCGACGGGCUCCCUGGAGACGCGGACGCCGUGAAGAGGAAGCCUUGGACCUCUCUGUCCAGUGAGUCCGUGUCCUGCUCCCAGGGAUCUCUGAGCCCCGCAGACUCCCUGAUUCAGGUCUCAGAACGGCCCCGGAGCCUGCCCCCAGCCCCUGAAUCAGAGGGUUCCCCCUGACACCCUCUGGCAGGGCCCACCCCAAUCCCAGGACUGAGACACAUGAGUGAGCAAAGAGCUUGAGGAAUGCCAUGCUCCGGCUGGCCCGGGAUGUGUGGAAAUUCGGACUCAGGAAGGGCCUGGGCUGGACAGCGACUCAGAGGCUGGCCUGGGUUCCCAGGACCCAGGAGACCUGACUCUGAGCCAUCAUCCUGCCUUUCCCCUCUGCUCCCGGCCCCUACCUUUGCUAGCCACUGGGAAUAGAAUGGCCCCCUUUUCUGCCCUGGGGGCCCCUCUGCCCCUGGAGUCCAGGGGUAAUUGUGCCAAAGUUCUCCUUCCCAGUGUCAAGCCUCAGGAAGCCUUAAGCAAGAGUCGGGGUGGGGGUGGGUCUCUGGCGGCAAUCUGGGGUCUUGGCAAGGCACUGUCCAGCCCCCAGGUGAGGCCGAGGUGGGGCAUAUCACGGCCUCUGCUCAAGGUUGCGGUAGGAAAGACGGAUUCUGAUCCAAAGGAAAGGAGGGUGGGGUGCCUGGCCGGCUCAGUCAGUAGAGCCUGUGACAUCUGAUCUAGGGGGUGUGAGUUCGAACCCCAUGUUGGGUGUAGAGAUUACUUAAAAAUUAAAAAAAAAAAACAACUUUUUUUUUUUUUCAAAGGAAAGAA